Asparagus officinalis (garden asparagus) is the source of this 450-nucleotide messenger RNA. RefSeq lists its product as uncharacterized. The transcript has 4 exons. The coding region runs from base 1 to 363 and encodes 120 amino acids. The record is from RefSeq and is a predicted model, not a curated record. Lineage: Eukaryota; Viridiplantae; Streptophyta; Magnoliopsida; Asparagales; Asparagaceae.
AUGGACGACGAUACGCGGAGGGAGGAGGAGAGGCGGGUGACGACCGUGACGACCGAAGUGAAGUGGUGGAAGAAGAGGGCAAGAUUACCCCCAUUUGUUCCAGCUCAUAAUUUUAGGGUGGAGACCCCGCCGGUUGGCCUCUGCUCAGCGGCGUGGAUUCCAGUUCCAGGCCCAGCGGGUCCAGCGGGUCCUCCCCUGGCUCCAACAACCGAAGGUCCGGAAUUACCAGUAUCUACUCCGAUGAUGCCGUUUAACAUUCCGGCUGCAGCUCCAGCUAACUCCAACUCCGGCGGCGGAGGCGGCACCACCAGUUUGAGAACCCUCAAUAUUGGUGUUUUCAUCGCCAUCAUCAUCUUUUAUUAAUUAUGAGCUUAUAAAUAGGCAUUUGUAUAUUUUUUCCCCCACGCGCACGUGACUUCCUAGAUAUAUAGGAGGACCCACUUAAUACGA